Molecule: messenger RNA, 2058 nt
Organism: Leptomonas pyrrhocoris
Lineage: Eukaryota; Euglenozoa; Kinetoplastea; Trypanosomatida; Trypanosomatidae
Exons: 1
Coding region: 37-2058 (673 amino acids)
Source: RefSeq, a predicted model, not a curated record
AGCACCGGAUACCACACACCUGCGCACUUGGGCGCGAUGCACCGCCGCCUGAGAUGUCCGUACGUCCCGCGCAGCGGGUGCCUGGUAGCGCGGAUGCCCUGCAAAAGCAGCCUCUCCUCUUCUUUCUGCUCGUUACGGUCAACACUCCAGCAAACGCCGCAGUCAGCGCGCUGCGACAGCAUCCUCACAUCCUCCACCUUAGUGACAGCAGUGCGGGGCUGCAGCAGCAACACCACCACCACGACCAACGCGACUUCUUCGAGUUCUGCCACGAUAGAUACGACAAAGGUAGACGGCACCGCUGGGCAGGAAGGUGGCGGAGACAGCGUGCCGCUCCCGCACCUGGUGCAGGAUGAGGCCGCGGUGGCACUGCUCCGCUCCAUCGCUCCCCCAAGCACGACUGGAGAUAUACAAGAGAUGCUAAAAGGCUGCAAGAACGCACACGAGGUGCGUCAGGUGCUGGAGAAGGUUGUGUACAUUCACUCCUUGUGCUUUGAUGUGCUGAACGGCCACGGGUUUCGCGUGGUGGUGCUGCAGACGCUGACGAACGUCGCGCCGCGCACGGGGUGCAUGAUGGAGUGGUUUGACUGCGUCGACCGCUUCCGUCGGCUGGGCUUCGUCCUAACACGCUCUUUUGUGGCCGAGGGCCUCACCACGAUCCGGCAGUGGCUGUCUCAUGAGUUUCAGGGGAAGGGUCGCGUACCGUCGAUUCUGACGGAUGGCACGGCGCACAUCAAGGAGCUGGUGCAGUGGUGCCUCGAGGACCGCCUCGUCUUCGACCACGUCCUGUACACUCGCAUCGUCUUUCUCUUGACGAUGAUCGUCAGCUUCUUCGAUCGACAGAACCUGUACCGCAUUUCCUUCCCCGACGACUUCGCGAAGCGCGACGGCAUCGUGGUGGAGUGGGUCGUCACAAACGAGCGCUGCGUCGACUACGACGAGUGCGUCCUGCAGUGUGACGCGUUGGUCGAGGAGCUGCUAGAGCAGAUGCGCCACCACAUCCCCUCGCGACCGCCCUUCAGCUUUAUGUUUCGCCUCGCCGACUACUACUUCGCCACCGACAACGUGGAGAAGCUGAUUGCCGUGAUGGAGGACGCGGAGAGCUACGGGGUGAACGUGGCGGAAAGCACCACCGCGAAGCUGAUGCAGCUCGCCUGCGCCUUCAACUACCCGCAGGUGCCGGAGUUGCUGCUGCGGUGGCGUGUGUUGCUGCCGCAGUGCGUGCUGGCCACGCCGGACAUCAGCCGACUGCUCUUUUACUUCAGCCGGUCCGGCGGCGGGCAGCCGUGCCCGCACUGCGGGGAGCCGUACAACCACCGCAACUCGAGUGUGUAUAACUGGCUGCAGACCCCACCGCACCAGCGGCAGUGUCCGGCGCUGCACACGGCGCGGGUGCAGAAGGGCGAGUUGGAGGAGUCCCGCGAGUUGCCGCAGAACGCCGAUUGGUCGACGCAGGCCUUUCAGCUCUACGACCUGUCGCGUGAGCGGGCGAUUGAGUGGACGGCGACGGAGUGGCGGGGCUUCUUGCUGUGCUGCAUGUUCUCCCCCCGUGCCCUGGAGGCGAAGGCGCUGCUGAACGCGCACUUCUCCGUGCGAAGCAUGGACGAUUUCCUACGGGCGACCUACAUGCGGCUGCUGCGGCACCACGCACCGGAGGAGGCGUGGCCCACACUGGAGGAGUGGCGGGCACAGCAGUGCAACAUGUCGCCGAUUGCCUUGCAGGAGGCGCUGAUGGCCACCGCCAUGAUUGCGGAUGCUGCCGUGCGGGUGGGGCACAUGAAGCAGGUGUGGAGUUUGCUGAUGGAGAAGAACAGCUACGUGAUGCCGCUGACUCGACGGUUCUACGAGCGACGACUGCGGGAGCUGACGAAACAGCACGCUGCUGCUGCUGCUGCUGCUUCGGUUGACCGCGCCGUGCAGACGGAAGAGUCGCAGCUGAUGAAUUUAGUCAUUACGAUGCUGCCUCGUCACGUGUCGUUGCUCGAUAUGAAAGACAGCGCAGCGGACUUCGUGGUCGGCACACGGCGCAAGAACGUUUAUCACCCCCCGAUGUCCUGA